Messenger RNA from Solanum pennellii, 1060 nucleotides. RefSeq names its product mitogen-activated protein kinase kinase kinase 17-like. The transcript has a single exon. The record is from RefSeq and is a predicted model, not a curated record. The coding region runs from base 1 to 963 and encodes 320 amino acids. Gene Ontology annotation, molecular function: protein kinase activity; ATP binding. Gene Ontology annotation, biological process: protein phosphorylation. Lineage: Eukaryota; Viridiplantae; Streptophyta; Magnoliopsida; Solanales; Solanaceae.
AUGACGGAAAAAGAAGCGAAAUAUAAGUGGAGGAGAGGUCGAACAUUGGGAAAAGGAAGCUAUGGUUUUGUUUCAUUGGCUUUUACUAAUACUGAUGAUACCCCUUCUCCUACCAUACCAUCUCUCAUUGCCGUUAAAUCUUGUAGGUUGAACAACUCUCGAUCUCUUCGAAAUGAAAGAAAAUUCUUAAGAAUAUUUGAGGAUUGUCCUCAAAUUAUUCGAUGUUUUGGAUUUAAAGUCACUUGCAAAGAUGGCUUAUAUCUUUACAAUUUGGAGCUUGAAUAUGCCUCAGCUGGGAGCCUAGCUGAUCGUAUUCAUGAACGAGGAGGAUUGCCUGAGUUUCAAGUCAAAAAGUAUACCAAAAAUGUUGUUUUAGGGCUCAGUUUGAUUCACAAAAAAGGGAUAAUUCAUUGCGACAUAAAACCCCACAAUAUUCUUCUUACUACUGAUGAGGUGGCAAAGAUUGCUGACUUCGGGCUUUCCAUAACUUUGCAACAGAUCAACUCCGGGGACGAGGUGGGGCUCAGAGGAACUAAAAGGUAUAUGGCACCUGAAGCUCUACUCAAGGAGGAGUAUUCCCCAGGAUUUGAUAUUUGGUCUCUUGGAUGCACUGUUUACGAGAUGAUUACUGGAAAACCCCUAUGGGAAUCAUCAGAUAUUAUGUUGAACCGAAAUAAGUAUGAGGAACCAGAUAUUAAAAAUCCUAAACUGUCUACUGAGGCAAAAGAUUUCCUAAAUAAUUGUCUGGUCAGGAAUCCAAGCGCGCGUUGGAGUGCAGACAUGCUCUUGAAUCACUCUUUUCUGAAAUCAGCUGAGGAUGUCCAGCCUCCAGAUGCGAAGAAGAGGCAAUGUGCUGACAUGUCUUUGAUUUGCAAGAAACGCGCAAAGACAACAUUCACGACACAGCCACACAUUCCUGAUUUGGUUAUACAAGUUGAUUCAGAUUCUACAGACGGAAACUAGAUUGUGCCCAAAGAUGCUAGUUUCUAGUUGACUAUAAAACACUGGUUUGUAAUGUAACAACUAGAUAUGAGCUUGUGACCGAAAUGAUCUCAGGUGU